Platichthys flesus (European flounder) is the source of this 1820-nucleotide messenger RNA. It is a transcript of the gene ap1m2, whose product is annotated as adaptor related protein complex 1 subunit mu 2. Gene Ontology annotation, molecular function: clathrin-cargo adaptor activity. Gene Ontology annotation, biological process: intracellular protein transport; vesicle-mediated transport. The record is from RefSeq and is a predicted model, not a curated record. The transcript has 12 exons. NCBI's taxonomy places the organism in Eukaryota, Metazoa, Chordata, Actinopteri, Pleuronectiformes, Pleuronectidae. Gene Ontology annotation, cellular component: clathrin-coated vesicle; clathrin adaptor complex. Bases 188 to 1462 code for a protein of 424 amino acids.
GGUGACGUCACGGCACCUCCAGGAAAAAGAAAGGGUCGCGUCGGUGUCGAGCAGCUCGGGUCGGUGCGUGUGUCUGUAGCGUGGAUGGAGAAUCUCCAGUGACACCAGUGGAGCCUCCAGUUGAGCUUCAAGUUUGUGCGUGUUUGUGCGUGUGUGUGCUUGCGAGGCCGCGGCGGGUUCGAGCACGAUGUCCGCCUCAGCGAUAUUCAUCCUGGAUCUGAAGGGGAAGGUGCUGAUUUGUCGAAACUACAAAGGCGAUGUGGACAUGGCGGAGGUCGACCACUUCAUGCCUCUACUCAUGCAAACUGAAGAGGAUGGGCUCAUCUGUCCUGUGAUGUCACACGGCAAAGUUCACUUCAUGUGGAUCAAACACAGCAACCUUUACCUGGUGGCCACUACAAACAAGAACUCCAACGCCUCUCUGGUGUACUCCUUUCUCUACAAACUAGUCGAGGUGUUCACAGAGUAUUUCAAAGAGCUGGAGGAGGAGAGCAUUCAGGACAACUUUGUGGUCGUCUACGAGCUGCUGGAUGAGCUGAUGGAUUUUGGAUUCCCCCAAACCACUGACAGCAAGAUCCUCCAGGAAUACAUUACACAGGAAGGCACCAAGCUGGAGGUGGCAAAGACCAAGGUGCCGACCACCGUCACCAACGCCGUCUCCUGGAGGUCAGAGGGCAUCCGAUACAAGAAGAACGAGGUGUUCAUCGACGUCAUUGAAUCCAUCAACGUGCUGGUGAACGCUAAUGGCAGUGUGAUGAGCAGUGACAUAGUGGGCUGCAUCAAGCUGAAAACCAUGUUAUCUGGGAUGCCUGAGCUGCGCCUCGGCCUCAACGACCGGGUGCUGUUCGCCCUCACAGGACGUGACAAGGGGAAGACGGUGGUGAUGGAAGAUGUUAAAUUCCACCAGUGUGUCCGUCUCUCACGGUUUGACAGUGAUCGCACAAUCUCCUUCAUCCCUCCAGACGGGGAGUCUGAGCUCAUGUCCUACCGCAUCAACACGCAUGUGAAGCCUCUGAUAUGGAUCGAGUCAGUCAUAGAGAAGUUCUCUCACAGUAGAGUGGAAAUCAUGGUGAAGGCGAAGGGACAAUUUAAAAAACAGUCUGUGGCAAAUAAUGUGGAGGUGAGGGUCCCUGUUCCCAGUGAUGCCGACUCGCCCAAGUUCAAAACCAGCACAGGCAGCGCCAAGUAUGUGCCCGAGAAGAACAUGGUGGUGUGGACCAUCAAGUCUUUCCCUGGAGGUAAAGAGUUUCUAAUGAGAGCUCAUUUUGGUUUGCCCAGUGUGGAAAAUGAAGAGCUUGAGGGCAAACCUCCGAUUACUGUCAAAUUUGAAAUCCCAUACUUCACAGUCUCGGGAAUACAGGUGCGAUACAUGAAGAUCAUAGAAAAAAGUGGUUACCAGGCUUUGCCCUGGGUGCGCUACAUCACACAGAGUGGAGACUACCAGCUCAGGACCAACGUUUGAAGCCUGAGAGACUACACUGCUGUGGUUUACUCACUUCCUGAGGGAGCGUCAAUGAUCACAUUUAACUGGACUGAAAGAAUGUCUUUAAAAUUUCACCGGCUCUUUGUAAUGUCUGUUUGUUUUUGAAGUCUGUGUGCAGCUUGAUUUUAAUGUCUCUAUUAUGGGACCACUGCUAAUUAUUUAAAUGAUUUAAUCGAAUGAUCCCGUUUUAAUCUAUUUGUGUGUAACCUGCUCCUCCUUUUGUUUCCGUCAUGGGCUUGCAGCUCCGCAUGAGCGCAGGUCACGCCCUCAUUCUGUAAAAACACAUUGUGCAAUCACGUCACUAAAAUUCCGCCUAAAAUAAAAAACUGGAACCGCC